AUGUACGAGGAGAAUGAGGACUGCAGAAAACGAAAUAUCGAAAAACGGCGGGAGACAUCUCGUUUCGCGGCUCGGGACCGCCGCGGCAAGGAGGCCGACAUUUUCCAGGACCUGAAAGAUGAGGUGCCAAUCGUCCACGACGCUACCGUAACCCACGUGGAUCGGAUAGCCCUCCUCCGGGUGGCCGCCACUUUUUGUCGAUUACGAAAAUGCGGAACGGAAGUACUCCGUACGGCACUCGGGAAGGAGCCGUCGGAUGGCCCGUGGAAUGAAGAGACACUCCUCGAAUGUCUGGAUGGAUUCUUGCUACUCGUCGAUUCGGAUGGCACCAUACUGUACACCUCCGAAUCUGUCAUACUGUAUCUCGGAUUGACGCAGACGGACCUCACCGGCCGCAACAUGCGCGACUUUAUGCAAUCGGUGGAUUUCGACGAGUUCGCGCGGGUAUCGGCCGAAAUGGCCGGAUUGGAGGAUCGAGCUGUGGGAGAACAGAUUGUCCUCAGAAUGAAGACUGUCAUAUCGCCCCGAGGAAGAAAUUUGAAUCUCAAAGGAGCGCUUUAUAAGCCGGUCUCUUUCCUCGUUCGUGUGAUGCACUCGGAUGGGAAUGCCAUUUCGAUCCUUCAAGGCUCCACGACCCCUGCUGGCCAGGGAUCUCCCUCUGCUACCGCCAACGCAUUAACGAAAAACGGCGAGCCCCAAAACGGCACCUUCAUGACGCGACACACCUCUGAUAUGCGCAUCAGCUACGUCUCCGACACGUUCAACUUUAUCUUAAAGAAUGAUUCUCGAUCAUUGAUGGGUGCCUCCUUCUACGAGCUCGUCCACCCAUCAGAUGCCCAUAUUGUCCACAAGUCAAUGCGCGAGCUGUUCGCGAAGGGCCACGUUCGGACGCCAUUCUACCGUCUCGUCGCCGCCAACAAUAAUUUGGCCUGGGUGAUGACCGAUGCGACAACGAUCAACCACACGACCCGUGGCCAAAAGGGACAAUAUGUCAUCUGUCUGCAUCACGUACUCGGGGUUCAAGGGCAAGACGAAAGUCUCGUCAUUUCGACGGAUAGCCAGCCGGCCGGUAUUCCAGUAUUGAAGGCAAUCAAGACAGAACUCGAUGAGGACUGUGUCGUUAAAGAACUGACCCACCGCCAGCCGGCCGUCAUCGAAUGCAUCGAUUUCACCCCAUUGCUCCCGAUUCCGGAACAAUCCGUCAAAUCCCCCGGGGUCAGCAAGCCGUUGCCAUCGCCAGACUCGGAGAAGACACCUUACGACGAUGUGCUGCAAUGGCUAUUUCGAGAUCGCCCGAGCAGCCCGGCUCCGCCAUAUCGAGAGGGACACGAGAAUGGGCCGCCGAUUUCCGUUGGCAACUGUCAAAUGGCACCUGCAGCCAUCCUCCCCAACCGAAGAAAACACCCGCGAAGCGGCGACGAUUUCGCCGAGCCCCAGUCCCGCCCAAGGACCGAAUCUUUUGGAAGGGCCGAUAGAAGAGGAGACAUCAUCAGUAAUUGUGGCGUCGUCCCCUUCUCACCAUUGGCAGAUGGAUUCUCUUCACAAUGCGCCCUUCGAUCCCCAACCUCUGCCCCCUCCCCUAUCAACCCACAAACUACGCCAUUGCCGCCCCGUGAGCAACGCCGGUCCCUGCUCCCCAUUAUGCCUAUUGCCGGUGAUGAACGCAUUAAUGGGAGGGCAGAGAACACAGCUGCCACUCCAUUAAACACCUAUAUACCCUCACAACUACUCAUCAACAAGGCGCUCGAGGAUCUCGAUUUCCCGUUCGAAGACCUUCACAGCGUUGCCCCAUUUGUCCCCCAAGAAGAACUGCAGCCAAUCUCCGAUUCUGUGGCCACAGAUUUUCAGACAUUAUUUCCCGAUCUACCCGAUUGGACAUCACAAAAUACAGCUAUCGAAUCGGCUGGCAGGCCCGGAUCUGCACAACCACCUUUAAUAGGCUCCGCCCCCAUCGACGACCCUCUGCGUGCGAAGCGUAGCGGCGCGUACUACGAGGCCCCGCCCCUUCCCCCCAAUUUCCACCGAACACCAGCCGACUACCCAUCACAACUACGUGCCGCAAUCGCAAAAUGGUUCCCCGUUUAUGCAGCCGAUGACUCCGCUGUAUACUCCGGACGGAUGGAACCCGACGAGCGACUACUG
This is a messenger RNA of Mesorhabditis spiculigera, 2142 nucleotides long. The record is from the annotation of a GenBank genome assembly. NCBI's taxonomy places the organism in Eukaryota, Metazoa, Nematoda, Chromadorea, Rhabditida, Rhabditidae.